Messenger RNA from Saprolegnia diclina VS20, 2670 nucleotides. RefSeq lists its product as hypothetical. The transcript has a single exon. NCBI's taxonomy places the organism in Eukaryota, Oomycota, Saprolegniomycetes, Saprolegniales, Saprolegniaceae. Bases 30 to 2618 code for a protein of 862 amino acids. The record is from RefSeq and is a predicted model, not a curated record.
UACAUUUCAAAGAAAGCCAUCUUAGACAAAUGCGCGUCGUGAACGGGUCCAUCAACCACAGCAUCGCCGCGCACGAAGCCGCGAUGCGAAAAUACCGAGCAGCCAAGACGUUUGCCUACUCGGACAAGGUGUCCAAUGACACGUUGCCCGAGCUCCGCGUCGAGGGCGUCGACGGCAUCCUGCAAUGGCCUCUGCCGCCAGCACAAGAGCAACAGCUCUUCGCGCGCUACACUGCUGUCAACGGUAGCAUCUCAGUUCCGCUGGAAGACACAGAUACCGGCUACGAAGACGAGAGUCCGUGGCAAGACUAUUUGUACGACCAGAUUGUCGACACCGUCGACCUCGGGCUGGGGCUCACGACGACGAGUCUCCAGGUGUACUUUUCGCAUUUGUGUCUCGACACGAAGGGCUCGGUGGACGCGUUCACACCCCAUUACAUUGACGCAGAGUCCUUUGACAGGACUCUCUUUGGCACACUCGUGCUUGUGCUGCCUUCUCCAUACAAUGGUGGCAAGAUCACGGUGUCGUACGAUGGCGCGUCCACGUUGGUGCAGUUGAAGCCGCUCAAAAAGGCAAUGCGCUUUUUGGCUACGUACCGAAACACGACAAUGUCAUCCGCGCCCAUCACGUCUGGCUACCGCGCCGCGCUCGUAUAUCACUUGGUCGGGAUGCACCUUCCGCUCAACGACACGUCGCUCCUCCCGGUGCCGCGGCACGAGACCAUUUCUGCGUUUGCAACGAUCGCAACGACGCCGCUGCCAUUCUUUCAACGCAUUGCUCGCCCGAUUCCAUACGCACUGUCAGCGCUUACCUUUGACGCGUUGACGCCAGCGGACGCGGACUUUGUUGGUAUCCUCGUCGCCACGCAGCGCUACGACGUCACGCUUGUGCAGUUGAAGGUGGAUUUCCUUUCGUCUAUCUCCGACACUGGAAUUAUCAAUGAAGUGACCGCGUGCGUGCCACACCCGUCGUGCCGCAUCCCCAAGGUUGUUCGGGAGCGUUUGCUUGGAAAUAGCGCCAGCGCCUUUCUUCGCGACCGCCCCAUUCCACCCGGUGACGACGAAGACAGCGAUGGGUGUCCGUUUACCGCGAUUCUCUUUUGGCCCAAGGCCUGUCGCGUCGGCAUCGUGGGAGUCGACGUCGCCCUCCCGCUACUCGAGAAAGCGAUUUUGAAGCCAAAAGCCAACAAGCUCGGUCUCGACAGUGCCGACGACCUUGUUCGCGGUGCCAUUGGUCUCUUCCGAAGCAUGUCGCGCCAGCACGUUUUGGGCAAAUUGCCGUUCAAGUACGUCGUCAUGAUGACCGACGCCUUGGUUGAUAGCAACAACGUCACCAUGGCGGAGCUCUUUCUUAGCGAGGCGGUCUCGGUCUAUGGUCGACUCGACCACUAUGCGGCAACCUACAUGAUCCACUUGUGCUUACUCGAGUACGGGUGGCCAGCUCUGCAGAAGGCGAUGUUGCGGCUCAUCCAACGCUGGGUCAUAGUCAGUGUGGGCUCGAUCGCUCGACUCUUGGCUAAUUUGGCGGGGGCCACCAGCGACAGCAAGGUCACCCCACUGCAGCAGCCGUUUGUUUGUGAAUUCUUCAAGCGCUGCUGGCACGAGGUACUCGUGCACCAACGCACAUGGCUGACCUGGACGAUCGACGAGAACAUGCUUCUCAUGGACUGGUAUCUUCACGACAUGGCGCCGUUGGAUGCGAACGGCCACUGGCUGGGCCAGAAGCUGCCGCCGGCGCUCGUGUCGGUUGUCGACAGCUUCCUCUACAAGCACCGCCAUGGGGUGUACACACUGCUAUCACUGGGAAAAGGCACUGCUUGGCGACUCGACGUCCUGCCCGACCUUCUUCUCAAGGCGGUCGCGCUGCAACCGGCGCUGGUUCAAAAGCCGUAUCUGAAUGUCAUUACGACGGAUGUCGACGGACACGUGCUCGGUGACUUCUUCGAUACGUCAAGCCUCCAAAGUGGCUUCAGUCUCUUGCGCGUCAUGGACCAAAUUGGCCGCUGCGACGAGCGACUCAUGGAGAAGGUGGCGCUGCUCGCUGGCUUCAAAGUCGUGAUUGCCGUCUCGUGGCUCGUCACAAACCAGUUGACGAUCGCGCCGUCGACGCGCGAUUCGGCCAUCGUCUUCUUGGACACUUGUGCCGUCGGGCUCAUCGAAAAUGCAAAAUAUGAGGAAGCCAUACCCGAUGUCAUUGUGCUUCUCGUCAUGGCAACCGUCAAGGCGUUCAACGUCAUUGCUCCCGAGAAGUUCCCGAGUUUUCUCAUGAAAUGGCUUCCAACAAUGCCGCCGACCCGCAUUGCGAACCGCUUGCAGCUCUUCCCCAUCAUUGUGCAAGUGGCGGCCAUGUUCCCCGACCGCUUCCGCGACACGAUUGUCGACCUCGCAACACAGUGCCGCGCGACCUUUCUGGGCGACGCAGAUCGGACGGCGCCACCAGGAGAGCGAUCGGAGUCCGAGGCGCUUGCCAUUGUGGACGCACACUUUUUCAAAGACAGAGAUUUAACGUCGGUUGCGACGUUGGACGCUUUGCUUGCGCCAACUCCAACGACGCCUCCACCCAAAGGCGGCAAAAGCAAGUCGCGCAAGCGCCGCCGGCGCAAGGACUCCAAUGCAUAGCCAAUUCAUCGACGACGUGUAUAAUUAACAUGCAAAUUUAGUUCACAUACGA